GAUUCGCGUCCUCCGAUCAAGACAACUCCACAAAAAAUCAGUCUCGAGUUUCAACGUUAAUAACUUGCAGUAAAUCUCUCUCUCUUAAUUGUUCUCAGUCAUGGCCAAUCUCGACCGAGUCAGGAAGGAAGAUCCUUUCCUCCUUCAAUAUCAGCCGUCCGAUCUCCUGAUUGCAUCGGAGUUCCUGAACACGUGGCUCCCUUUCCUCUCCAGAGAUCUCUGCCACAACUGCACCCAAGUCCUCUCUGAUCGCAUUCGCUCUCUCGACCCUGAACUUGGUGUUGAAGCAGAACCUUCACAUUCAGAUAAAACUGAAACGCCAGCGUCUCCAAGCAAUGUUGAAUCACAUGAGCAUUGUUGUGAUAUUAAUUAUGAGAAUAAUUCUUCUGGAAGUUGGAAGGAUGGGGAUGCGGAUGGAGAUGGGGAUGAGACGAAUUCUUUAGGUAGUUGGAAAGAUGGGGCAAAUGGGUGUUCUGAACCUGUUUCAGAAGCUUGUAAAGGGAUACUUGGUGCAGGGCCUUCAAUUGAAACCCCAAGCCAUCGGAUGUCUUGGGCUGACAUGGCUCAGGAAGAUGAGCUUGAAGAGGAGGAACAAAGGGAGUUGAACAAGCAGAUGAUUGAUAUAAGUGGUUCAACAGGGGAGAUGAAGAUAUCAAAGGUUGUUGAGAAGCCUAAGCUAUCGAGGGAGCAGAGAGAGUACAUCCGGUUUACAAGUGUGAAGAGAAAGAAGGAGUAUAUUUGUUUGGAGAGGGUUAAAGGGAAAUUGGUUAAUAUUCUUCAGGGUCUUGAACUCCACACUGGUGUUUUUAGUGCUGUAGAGCAGACGAGGAUAGUUAAUUACGUUUAUGAACUUCAGGAGAAGGGAAGAAAAGGAGAACUGAAAGGGAGAACAUAUACAGCUCCACAAAAGUGGAUGAGGGGCAAAGGGCGUGUAACUAUCCAGUUUGGCUGUUGUUAUAACUAUGCAACAGACAAAAAUGGUAAUCCACCUGGCAUCCUCCAGAAUGAAACCAUAGAUCCUAUGCCUGACCUCUUCAAAGUGAUCAUUAGAAGGCUGGUUAGAUGGCAUGUGCUCCCUCCAACCUGUGUUCCUGAUAGCUGUAUUGUUAACAUUUAUGAUGAAGGAGACUGUAUACCUCCUCAUAUUGACAAUCAUGAUUUUGUUCGACCUUUUUGCACUGUGUCAUUUGUUAGCGAGUGCAAUAUAGUAUUUGGAUCUAACUUGACAGUUGUGGGUGCUGGUGAGUUUUCUGGAUCAAUUGCAAUCCCUCUGCCCGUGGGAUCUGUUCUUGUCUUAAAUGGAAAUGCAGCUGAUGUGUCGAAGCAUUGUGUACCUUCGGUUCCAACAAAGAGGAUAUCUAUUACAUUUAGAAAAAUGGAUGAAGCAAAACGCCCCAUUGGCUUUAUUCCAGCACCUGAUUUGCAGGGGAUUGAACCAUUAGCAUAUGAUGUAGAAGGAACAAAGAGUUUAAAUUCUCCAAAGUCUGAGCCUCAUAGGAGAAGGCAGCCAUUUGGAAAAGAGGGUAGGACAGAAGCGAGAGGAUUUGGAGAGAAUGGUUCCCGAUCUGAACCUCGUAACUCAACUUGGGGUAGACGAGGGUCUGCAAAUAAGUGGAGGGUCAGGUGAGGGAUAAGAUCAAAUCCCUCUGCUGGUUCAACUCUGAUUUUCAGGUAGAAAGGCUGAAGUGUAGUUGUCUGACAUAUUCUGGUCUUAUAUGGAUGAGCUUGUUACAGAAGUCCAUUUGAAAAGAAACCGCACGAGACCGUUCAUAUCUAGCCUGUGUGCAAGUGUGUCAAAUGCAUCCUUUAGUUCGAUUCUCUGCUUGAGCAAUAUCUGCUGGUACAUGUCUGAUGGAAUUUAGAGCAAUAUUGAAGAACUUACAUUCAAGUAUUAGAAUGACUGCUUCAAUUUUAUGCAUCUGAAAUCCUUUGAAGUUCCAGGUUUACUUCUGCCUGAUACAGGAUAAAAUUUUAGUGUGAUUGGAUCUGCUAAUUUGAAGUACUGCCUGCUACCCCACGGUUGGAGUUGCCUUUUCGAGACUGAUUGUAUAGGAUGGAUUUACCUUGUUGAGAUGCCAUUGAAUUAGUUGAUUUUGGGUUACUACCACACCAUUAGACUGCGUGAUUUUCCGAUAACCAAUAUAUAUUAUUAGAUGUGAAAAAAUGUAUUUUUGCAAUGCUUGUUCAGAAUCCAGACUUUUGAUAGAUUUUUCGAGUUGCUUGAACCAGAAUGGGGUAGAUGGUACGGUAUUGAUUGUGGAGAUUCUUUGAAAACUCAUGGUUUGUGAAAUCUGAGAAAUUCAGCUUUUACCAACGUGUGAACUCAAGGAUCGGUGAAGUGUGUGUAAGGGAAUAUAAUAUAUUUAGAAACUAAAACACAAGUGGUGUAAGCUUGAGAGAAUGUAAAAACAGAAUGAUCAUUUGCUUUGAAAAUAUUUGUUUUACUGCAACAUAAAUAUGAAUUUAGAGAGAAUUGCA
Molecule: messenger RNA, 2478 nt
Organism: Jatropha curcas
Lineage: Eukaryota; Viridiplantae; Streptophyta; Magnoliopsida; Malpighiales; Euphorbiaceae
Product: 2-oxoglutarate (2OG) and Fe(II)-dependent oxygenase superfamily protein
Biological process (GO): mRNA catabolic process
Molecular function (GO): mRNA binding; demethylase activity
Source: RefSeq, a predicted model, not a curated record